Molecule: messenger RNA, 1685 nt
Organism: Merops nubicus (carmine bee-eater)
Lineage: Eukaryota; Metazoa; Chordata; Aves; Coraciiformes; Meropidae
Gene: DCP1A
Product: decapping mRNA 1A
Biological process (GO): deadenylation-dependent decapping of nuclear-transcribed mRNA; positive regulation of catalytic activity; deadenylation-independent decapping of nuclear-transcribed mRNA
Cellular component (GO): P-body
Molecular function (GO): mRNA binding; enzyme activator activity
Source: RefSeq, a predicted model, not a curated record
UUUUAUCACAGAACUACCAAAGUGGAAAUAAGUGGAACUUGACAUUGCCGCCUGCAGCGCUGGGGCCGCCUGCAGCUCUGUGCGCUUGCGGGUCACAAGAGAAAACUGACAUAGAAGGGACCUUAUUUGUGUACAAAAGGUCAGCUUCUCCUUAUCAUGGUUUUACGAUAGUAAAUCGACUGAACAUGCACAACCUGGUUGAACCAGUAAAUAAAGAUUUGGAAUUUCAGCUCCACGAACCUUUUCUUCUCUAUAGAAAUGCGAGCUUGUCAAUUUACAGUAUCUGGUUUUACGACAAGAAUGACUGUCAUCGAAUAGCAAAACUCAUGGCUAAAGUGGUAGAACAAGAAGCUCAGAGAUCACAGCAAGUUUCCCAGGACAGAAAAAGUCCCAGCAGACCCAAUGGCUGCAAUGAAAACAGGCCCAUUGACAUCCUGGAAAUGCUUAGUAAAGCCAAGGAUGAGUAUGAACGAAAUCAGGUCAGUGAGUUAAGUAUUGUAUCAAGUUCUGGAGUGCAACAAAAUGCAAAUCCUCCAAAACCAGAUAGCACAGAGCCUUCAGAACAAAAAACUUUGUUAGAGGUCCAAAGGCAGCAAUUUCAGUCAAGGCAGAAGCAUCUGACUUUGGAGGAACUGUUUGGAACCUCUGUACCAAAGGAGCAGCCCACAGCUCUGUACCCCAAUCCAGAGAGAAUGGAGAAGCUGCAGCCGGACGCCUCUGCCAGGGAGCAGCAUGCUUUGCUCUUGCCUUUUCCCUUUGACCAGUCCACAGCAAUACAGCAAGCACUGGGGAAACCGGAGAGUGCCAGCGUUAAAACUAGUGCAAAUCCUUUGAAUCAGCAAAUACCUCCAGGUUCAGUUUCCCAGCCUGAUAUAAAAAAUGUUUCAAGCUAUUCAGUUUGUUUAAGCCCUGUUCUCAAUUCAGCCUCGACAGUGGAAGCUGCCCCUGCUCAGAUGCUUCCCGGCCUAAAACAAAACAACAGUAUAAUGCAAGUUAUGCAGCAAGCUGCCAAGCAGAUAUCCCCACUAGCAAAUCAGCUGCCAUCCGAAGUGAACCACGCUCCACAAAACCUAAUGGCUGCACCCUUGACAUCAGCAAAUACAGGAACUGUCUCAAAUACAUCCCAUACAAGUGUUGAUCUUCUCCAGAAACUCAGGUUGACCCCACAGCAUGACCAAAUGCAACAGCAGUCUCUCACUAAGACUUCCUUAACCCCAAACAUCUCUGCCUCGGUUGGCCAACUUGCAACACCAGAAAGCUUCAAAGAAUCUCACAGUAAACCAUUGACCUUGAACAGCAAGAUUAUCUCUCCCCUUCAGACUGUACAACAAAACAAGGAAACAGAAGUAUUUCCACAACCGAAGACUUUGUCUAAAGCAAGUCAAGUUGCGCCCCCGCACUUUGUUACAGCCACAACUACAGUAACACCUUCAGUCCUCUUGUCUCCUAGUGUUUUUCAGCAGUCGGCUACAAAAGCAGCUGAAGUGGAGAGUAAAGCCAAUUCUUCUUCGCCUUUAACACUUGGAACAACAGAAAUCCAGACUAUACCUCCUACUGUUCUCAGUAGGUCUCAGCUUCAGGAAGCACUGAUACAUCUAAUAAAGAAUGAUUCUCGUUUUCUCAGCACUAUUCAUGAAGUCUACUUGCAAGUCCUAACCAAGAACACUGACAACAUUAAGCUAUAA